CACAGUAAUAAGGGAAGACCCGUAAUAAGGCGAUUACAUCUUUAAUUUCACUUUUGCAGGCAGAUGGACACUCGCGCUCUUCUAUCUAUGUUCAUUCAUUGUGGUGGUGAUUGGGUUGAAAAUGAGAAAAGUGAAAUCCAGUUUAAACGAAACAAGCAAAGUAAGACACAACUGAUCGAGUGGGAAAGAAGUAAUGAAGACUUCAAUGCCCUUCUCAUGUGUAUUUAUCGGGACUUUGGAUUGCAACAAAGUAAGCAUCAACUUCAGGUUUCGUACCAAUCUUCUCGGUUCGGUAGGGAAUUGCCACCUGUCAUAAUUUCCACUGAUAAGGCGUUGGGUUGUUUCCUGAGGGAUAAAGAUGUACAUUCUACAUGCUUAUGUGUUUUGGUGACUGAAAUCGAGGAAAGAGAGCUUGAAAAUGAAACUGUCAAGCAACAACAUGCAAUUGAUGAAAACGAAAGGGAAGAUCAAAAUGGCAAAAAACAUGAUUGUGUCUUCCAUGAUGAAUAUUUUGAUUGCAACUUAGUAUUUGAUAAAGGAUCAGGGCAUGGACAUGAUGGGGUUGUACUUAAUGAUGAACCAAAUGCGAAUGUGGAGACAUUCCAUUGCAUAGGUUCACACUGCACUCUUAACUCUCCCCAACCUAAUCAUGAGGUUGAGGUAAAGGUUCCCAAGAGUACGCAGGAGAAAGUUGGUGUAGAGGUUGGACACUACACUCGAUUUCUAGAUGAUUUUGAUUUUCCUGUCAGUGAAGUAGAUGGCGAAGGUGGGCCGGAUGGAACAUUUGGCGACGGAUCAGGCCUAUGUGUUGGGUAUGAGUUUGCCUGCAAGGCUGAUCUAAAGCAGAAAAUGACAGAGGUAGCCAUUGCUGGUUGCUUCGAAACAAAGACAGAAAAGAGUGAUACAACUCGAUAUAUUCUGCGUUGCAGGAGUGCUAACUGUAGUUGGAUGAUGCGUGCAUUUUCCGUAAAGGACUCUCCUAGAUUUAUAAUCAAAAAGUACAACAAGUUGCACAACUGUGCCGUUGGUGAACUAAAGCGCAAUCAUAGACAAACUACGUCGAGGUACGUUGGGGAGAUUGUCUUGGCUACUCUAGGAGGUUCUCGGGAACACAUUAAGCCAAAGACAAUCAUGAAACUUAUGCAAAAUAAGAGCAUGCCCAUAACAUAUACAAAGGCUUGGCUAGGUAGGAAAUUUGCAAACGAAAAGUUGUAUGGGAAACCAUGCGACAACUAUGCGAAACUUCCUUUAUAUCUGCACGUGUUGAAGGAGGCAAACAAUGGAAGAGUAUACACUAAUCUAGAGGUCGAUGAUGAUGCAAAAAUACACAAGAACAACCAGAAGCAGAAGAAAACACGCAAGAAACAGAUUCUGAUAUCGAACCCGAAACACAGUCUGAUAAUGGAGAAGAAAUUUGGUCGACCUUAAAAUCGACCAGUCCACAUUGGUCGACCAGAAUAAGGGGUCGAUCAAGAGGGAAUUAUUUUCUACUAUGGUUCAUAUAUUCUUUUCAUCUCCUCAUCUUUUGACUUUCUCACUAAAAUAAUAUAUGACGUUUUUCAUAAAUGUACAAUAAAAUAAUUAAUAAAUUUUUAUUUUAAAUCUAUUCAUCAUUUUCUGUUUUACUAAUUUUGAACAUCAAAGAAGAGUUCAAAACUAGCAUUAAAAAGAAAAUAUAAUGCAUCUACAUUA
This is a messenger RNA of Cuscuta campestris, 1692 nucleotides long. The record is from the annotation of a GenBank genome assembly. NCBI's taxonomy places the organism in Eukaryota, Viridiplantae, Streptophyta, Magnoliopsida, Solanales, Convolvulaceae.